UAUUCCACCGAACUGAAAAAGCUGUACUGCCAGAUCGCCAAGACGUGUCCCAUCCAGAUCAAAGUUAUGACCCCGCCGCCUCAGGGAGCCGUCAUCAGGGCUAUGCCGGUCUACAAGAAAGCCGAACAUGUCACCGAAGUGGUCAAACGCUGCCCGAACCACGAGCUGAGCCGGGAGUUCAACGAGGGGCAGAUUGCACCUCCCAGCCACCUGAUCAGGGUGGAAGGGAACAGCCAUGCCCAGUAUGUAGAAGACCCCAUCACCGGGAGGCAGAGCGUGCUGGUCCCCUACGAGCCGCCCCAGGUUGGGACGGAAUUCACAACGGUCUUGUACAACUUCAUGUGUAACAGCAGCUGCGUGGGAGGGAUGAACCGUCGCCCGAUCCUCAUCAUUGUGACGCUGGAAACCAGAGA
Pterocles gutturalis (yellow-throated sandgrouse) is the source of this 413-nucleotide messenger RNA. RefSeq names its product tumor protein 63-like. The transcript has 3 exons. Gene Ontology annotation, cellular component: nucleus. The annotation marks the transcript as partial. The record is from RefSeq and is a predicted model, not a curated record. Gene Ontology annotation, molecular function: DNA-binding transcription factor activity, RNA polymerase II-specific; RNA polymerase II cis-regulatory region sequence-specific DNA binding. Gene Ontology annotation, biological process: apoptotic process; regulation of transcription by RNA polymerase II. Lineage: Eukaryota; Metazoa; Chordata; Aves; Pterocliformes; Pteroclidae.